GUUCCGUCUGAUCACCCUCCAGAGAAGAUCCCGAUCAGUAGGAGUUUAGCGCAGCCAAGCGACAGGCAGAAGGCACGUCUCCAGCAACAGGAGCUGGGCUGGGCGAGUCAAGCGGGCGGGCGGGGAUAACUUUGCCUCUUCUAACAGAACCCUUUACUACCCAGUAGCGCCAGCAUUCCACCAAGGAAAGCGGCAGCGGGCAGAAAGGAGAAAAGCAAGAAAAGGGAAGUCAUGUAAAGGAAAAUGAAGCGAGCACGAGGUGAGAGAACAGCAGCCAGUGCAGGGGCAAGGUGGAUUCGGCUUCCCUUUUCCUUCAGGAAGGGGGUGAAUUUACCUCAGGGCUGCCUCGGGAAUUAUCCAGGUCCAGAUGUUGCCAGAAAGGAACAAUAAAGAGAGAGAUUCGGGGGUGACUAUUUUCCUGCUCCCAUUUCUCCAGGAUCACCGGUUGUAAGUUCUUAGACGUUCAGUUGCCGAGACUCUGUUUUUGCCUUCGAUAUUGUUGAUUUAAGGUUCACAUACAUCCAUCCUGCUGUCGGCUUGUCCCAGCUGCCCCGGAGGUUGAGAGACGCCUUGGGCUGAGUUCUCCAAAGAGCUGUGGAUGGGGCAGGUCCGGCUGACGGAAUGCCUGGGCAGUGAAAGGUGCUUUGGGGGUGCCGUGGUAGCCGGGGGCUGAGAGAUGUAAGGGACGACAAGGAAAGGGAGGUGGUGGUGGAGAGCGGCUCCGGGAGCCACCCGGCUCAAGACGAAAGCGGCCCAAAGUGACUGCCUGGAAGAUCCGAGACAACUUUUAUGGCUGGGAAAGUGGUCGAGGAGGAUCUGGCUGCUCCACCUCGAUGAGGAAGGGGCCAAGCCCUUAAGAGUUAGAUUCUAAGUGGACUAGACUCGGAUUCUCUGGAAUUCUCCUUUUCUGGAGACAUCGGAGGGGGGGCGUCGCUUUCCCUGGGGCGCCCCGGAUUUCCCGCUUCGGGUCUCAGUAAUGAGGAGACUGAGUUUGUGGUGGCUUCUGAGCAGGAUCUGUCUGCUGCUGCUGCCGCCCUGUGCGCUCGUCCUGGCCAGGGUCCCCGGCUCCUCAUCCCACCCGCAGCCCUGUCAGAUUCUCAAGCGCAUCGGGCACACAGUGCGCAUCGGGGCAGUCCACCUGCAACCCUGGACUACAGCCACCCACACCACCACCAGCAGUGGACAAGGCUGGAGCGGGGCGAGGGGGCAACGUAAUGACAUCUACCCCGGGGGCGCCACGGCGCCCGUCACAGCUAGGAAAACUGCAGGAGCCCUGGACGGCCAGACCAGGGCGGAGGCUGAGGCGGUGGCUGCAGUGGCAUCGGCAGAGGCAGAUGGUAGAAGUUGGAGGGCCAGGGCCCCCUCUUCCGUCGGAGGGGCGGAGGCGCCAAGCCGCUGGAUUGGGAGCGCCCUGCCCAGCAGAGGGGCUGAACUGCCAAGAGGCGCGGGCGAGUCUACGCUCUUUCCGCGGGAUGCUCUCCUCUUCGCUGUGGAGAACCUGAAUCGUAUGUCGGGACUGUUGCCUUACAACCUGUCCCUGGAAGUAGUGAUGGCAAUUGAGGCAGGGCUCGGGGACCUCCCUCUCCUGCCCUUCUCGUCCCCGAGCUCGGCCUGGAGCAGCGACCCCGUCUCCUUCCUGCAGAGCGUGUGCCACACCGUAGUGGUACAAGGGGUGUCAGCGUUGCUUGCCUUUCCCCAAAGUCAGGGAGAGAUGUUGGAGCUCGAGUUCAUCAGUUCCGUCUUACACAUCCCAGUAAUCAGUAUAGUGCGCUACGAAUUUCCUCGGAAGAGUCAGAAUCCCCUUCACCUACAGCUGAGUUUAGAAAAUUCAUUAAGUUCUGAUGCUGAUGUCACUGUCUCAAUCCUGACCAUGAACAACUGGUACAAUUUCAGCUUGCUGCUAUGCCAGGAAGAUUGGAACAUCACGGAUUUCCUCUUCCUCACCCAGCAGAGUGCCAAGUUCCACCUGGGAUCCAUUAUCAAUAUCACAGCCAACCUCUCCUCAAGGCAAGAUCUACUGAGCUUCUUGCAAGUCCAGCUUGAGAGCAUUAAGGACACUACACCCACCAUGGUGAUGUUUGGCUGUGACAUGGAAAAUAUCCGGAGGAUUUUUGAAAUCACCACCCAAUUUGGAGGGAUGCCUUUGGAGCUCCACUGGGUUCUUGGGGAUUCCCAAAAUGUAGAAGAACUAAGAACAGAAGGUUUGCCUCUGGGCCUCAUUGCUCAUGGCAAGACUACCCAGUCUAUCUUUGAACAUUAUGUGCAGGAUGCAAUGGAACUGGUAGCAAGGGCCAUUGCCACAGCCACUAUGGUCCAGCCAGAACUUGCACUCAUUCCCAGUACCAUGAACUGCAUGGAUGAGGGAGUCACCAAUCUCACUUCAGGGCAAUAUUUAUCAAGGUUUCUAGCCAACACUACUUUCAGGGGCCUCAGUGGUUCCAUCAAGGUGAAAGAAUCCACCAUCCUAAGCUCCGAAAACAACUUUUUCAUCUGGAAUCUACAGCAUGACCCAGUAGGGAAGCCAAUGUGGACCCGCCUGGGCAGCUGGCAGGGAGGGAAGAUCGUCAUGGAUUAUGGGAUAUGGCCAGAACAAGCCCAAAGGCACAGAAACAACUUUCAACAUCCUGCCCGGCUACAUCUGAGAGUAGUCACCCUGAUUGAGCAUCCAUUUGUCUUCACACGUCAAGUAGAUGAUGAUGGUCUGUGUCCCGCUGGUCAGCUCUGCCUGGACCCACUGACAAACAACUCCUCCAUAUUGGAUGGUCUUUUUGACAGCCUCCAAGGUGAUAAUGAUACAGUGCCCCUUAAGUAUAAGAAGUGUUGCUAUGGCUACUGCAUUGAUCUUCUGGAAAAGCUAGCAGAGGACCUGAACUUUGACUUUGAUCUCUACAUUGUUGGAGAUGGGAAGUAUGGAGCUUGGAAAAAUGGUCACUGGACUGGGCUAGUCGGGGACCUCUUGAGUGGGACAGCCCACAUGGCAGUCACUUCCUUUAGCAUAAACACUGCUCGCAGCCAGGUGAUUGACUUCACCAGCCCCUUCUUCUCCACCAGCUUGGGCAUCUUAGUGAGAACCCGAGACACGGCAGCUCCUAUUGGAGCCUUCAUGUGGCCACUUCACUGGACAAUGUGGCUGGGGAUAUUUGUGGCCCUCCACAUUACCGCCAUAUUCCUCACGCUAUAUGAAUGGAAAAGUCCCUUUGGAAUGACUCCCAAAGGGAGAAACAGGAGUAAAGUCUUCUCCUUCUCUUCAGCCUUGAAUGUCUGCUAUGCCAUCUUGUUUGGCAGAACUGUGGCCAUCAAACCUCCCAAAUGCUGGACUGGAAGGUUUUUAAUGAAUCUCUGGGCUAUUUUCUGUUUAUUUUGCCUUUCCACAUACACAGCAAAUCUAGCUGCUGUCAUGGUUGGAGAGAAAAUCUAUGAAGAGCUCUCUGGGAUACAUGACCCAAAGCUUCAUCAUCCCUCUCAAGGCUUUCGAUUUGGAACAGUUCGGGAGAGCAGUGCUGAAGAUUAUGUGAAACAAAGCUUCCCGGAGAUGUAUGAAUAUAUGAGAAGGUACAAUGUACCUGCCACCCCAGAUGGAGUGGAGUAUUUGAAGAAUGAUCCAGAGAAGCUGGACGCCUUCAUCAUGGACAAAGCACUCCUUGACUAUGAAGUGUCCAUUGACGCUGACUGCAAACUGCUCACAGUGGGGAAACCAUUUGCCAUUGAAGGCUAUGGCAUUGGCCUGCCUCCAAACUCUCCACUGACCUCAAAUAUAUCAGAACUUAUCAGCCAAUACAAGUCACAUGGAUUUAUGGAUGUGCUUCAUGACAAGUGGUAUAAAGUGGUUCCCUGUGGCAAGAGAAGUUUUGCUGUUACUGAGACUUUGCAAAUGGGAAUUAAGCACUUUUCUGGACUCUUCGUGAUGUUAUGCAUUGGCAUUGGUUUAUCCAUUUUAACUACAAUUGGAGAGCACAUAGUAUAUAGACUGAUCCUACCACGAAUCAAAAAGAAAUCCAAGCUGAAAUACUGGCUUCACACCAGUCAGAGAUUACAUAGAGCUCUAAAUACCUCAUUUGUUGAGGAAAAGCAGCAGCUCAAGACAAAGCAAGUGGAAAAAAGGUCCAAUGCAGCCAACAAUCAGCUCAGCGUAUGGAAUACUGCGGGCCUGAGCCACUGCAAUCGGCGGAAAUACACCUAUAGUGAUGAAGGGCAAAGCCACCUGAACAUGCAUCCACAUCAGGGCAUCUCCCUCCCUAUAGUCAGGAGAGAAAUUCCCACUUCCCUCACCACCAAUGGGAAACCAGACUCUCUAAAUACUGCUAGGACCUCAGUGACCCAGGAACUCACUGAGCUGGAGAAACAGAUUCAGGUGAUCAGGCAAGACCUGCGGCUGGCCAUGAACAGGAAGAAUCAACUGGAAGAAUAUCAGAGGACAAACAGGACAGUCGAGUCCUAAGUGAUCAUAUCUCUAUCUGUUCUGUCCUGACCUUCCUACCUUUCCCCCAAGCCUUUCUCUAAUCCCUCUGUAAAAUUUGUAAUGCACUUUUGUAACUGCUGGCAGUGGUGAAGGAGAGCAAAACAAUAGAUUCUCCUUAGAAGGCAACCUCAAAGUGGCUCAUCAAACUCCAUCCUCCAGGGUGGUAUUCUCAUUCAGAGAAAGAAUCUCUUCUUUCCUCCACAUGAAUUUUGAAUCAGUCAAGGGCAAUCUUGGACAAAAGGAACUAUGAGUAAAGAAGAUCAUACUUAUCUCCUGUUUCCUUCUUCACCUGGUGCCACAUUUCUGGUUUUUAGCCCUUUCUGUGCAUUAAAAAAAAAAAAAAAAAAAAAAAAAAAAAAAAUGUCGAUCAGACCUGUGUCUCUUACUGGGUUUUGAUGUUUUUUUACUAGUACGAGCAUACCUCGACUAACAUGAUUAAUCAGGUGUGAUGUUAUAGGAUACAGGCAGUUUCACAAAUUCAAUGUUUUAAGUAAUCAAUUGGCCUGACAAUGGUACAUCAGGGUUUCAUGAUGCAACAAUGUGGCUACUUUGUUUUUAAUCAAUGUUAUUACAAAAGUAUUUUGGACAGCGCAAUGUUAAGCGAGGUAUGAUUGUACAGAAUGGUUACCCAGGAUUAUAUUUUAACAUUUCUUCAAUUUAAUCCAACUCAAAUUUGGGGUGUUUUUUCAGGGGUAGGGUUAAUGAAAGUAGGAUAGUGGGGAAAAAAAGACCUGAAUCCUCAAAAAGUUGAGUUUCAGCACAGUAACUAGGUUGAUACUGUUAAGACUCUUAUUAGAGCAAUCUUGCUGAAAAACUAAUGGCAUCAUAUUCUUCAGUCAAACUAAGCUUUCUUUACAAGUGUGUGCCUUUUGUAAGAGACAAACAGAAUGAGAAAAAAGAAGACAGAGAUGAGACCUCUCCGAAGAACAUCUGUGUUUACUAUUUGUAAUAGGAUGUGUGUGACUGUGAAUCCUGUGAAAAUGUUUGUGCAAAUCAUGUGGUGGGUUAAUUCUCAAGUUAGCAACAACCUAUCCUCUGACUGUAGGAAGUCCCAAAAGUGAUCCUCAUGCAUGCAACUGAACCUGCUCCAUCCCAUCCUUCCUUUUUUGUGUAAUUAUUGUGAUGUUUGCCAAAUGCCCCAGUCACCAAAGGCAUAUUGAAAUAACUCUUGGUCCCUCCGGUUGGUAUUUCUAGUACAGUUAUCACCCCCAUGAAGUUGGAUUUGAGUCAUCUAGUUGUCUCAAUUUAGCACCUCCUAAUCCCCUCCCCCCCCCAGCUCUCUGUAGAAGGAAGAUGGGGAGGGAGCCAGGGAAGCCGAAGGAUUUCAGCUACAUAGGGCCCUGAGAGCUCUGAAAACAAGUACUACUGUCUUUGGGAGAAUCUGCUUACAGUGUCAGCUUCCACAGCCACUAGGGCACCAAAAAAUGUCACUCAGGAAUACUCUCCUUUAUGUCAAAUAUUCUUUAUUUUUUUCCCCAUUUGUUCCAAUUAAACCAUUCAUUCAAACCUUUAUUAAGUAUCUAUUAUAGGAAAGAACUGCACUAGGUGCUCAUGGAUAGGUGAGUAAAGUGUUCAUGGUCCCUGCCUUUACAAUCUUACUUUUUUGAGUGCCUCUUAAGCGUCUGGCACAAUAGCUGGCUACAACCAGUCAACCUGACAAACAGUUGAUCACCUCCACCAAAUAAAUGAAAAGGCUCCUAGCCUUUUACUGUCCCUCACUUUAUACUAUGCCAUCUGAAAUUUCUGCUAAAGUCAUUUCCCCUAAAAUGAAAAACAAGUUUCUGGAAGUUCCUAUAAUAUGAACGUUAAUUUAAAUACUCCAAGCUGAGUAAUACUUUUAGCCUUGAUGGUGAUGAGUCAAUAGAAAAUAAAGCAAAAGAGAAAGGAAAUGGAAGAAGGGACUCAAAACUGUCAAAGGUUUCAGCCAGCCCUGCUCUCAGAUUAUCCCCUCAUAUGGCUCUAAAGUAAGAAGCCCAGAGUUUGAAGGCACACCUUUAAAACUAUCUCCCAGAAUUUUCUAAUUACAGCCCAGAAUAUUGUAGGGACCAGGUCAUUACCCUUUGUGCACCUCUUAUCCAGAAGAUUAUGUACAGGUGUACCUCACUUCACAGAGUAGCCAGGUUCUGGAAAAGUUGCUUGUAAAUGGAAAUUUUUGUAAAUCUAAUUAUAUUAUAACUGCAUUUGGGUGGCUAACUACUUAGAAGAACCCAGCAGUCUUUUGUAAAGUGAAGAAUCCUUUUGUAAUGCAAAUAAUUAUCCCCAAUUUAUUUUUUUUCUAAGUUUUGGGUUUUUUAAUAAUGGAUUUAAUUAAAGCAGGGCACACAUCAAUAUAAGGACAUUUUGAGGAAUGCUCUUUUGGGUUUCUCUACCUUGUCACAAAAUACGCAGUAGUUUUUGCCCCACUCUGUCACUCAGUGUCUGUUUUGGACUACUGGAUGAUUAACUAGUUGUCACUGGUGAGUUGGGGUAGAAAUGUAGUUGCCACCUGAGGGUCAGCUAUUGGGAGCUGUCACCAGGUUUAUUGUCAUUGAUGUUGCUUGAAAUUAUUUCAUUUUCUGGAAAAAAAAAAUUUCUUGUGAUGAAAUGAAACUGUUUUCAUGUUAAAUUGUGAUGGUUAUUUUUAUUGCUGGUGGUUGAACAGUGUUUUGCAACUUG
Molecule: messenger RNA, 7114 nt
Organism: Sarcophilus harrisii (Tasmanian devil)
Lineage: Eukaryota; Metazoa; Chordata; Mammalia; Dasyuromorphia; Dasyuridae
Gene: GRIN3A
Product: glutamate ionotropic receptor NMDA type subunit 3A
Exons: 9
Coding region: 977-4438 (1153 amino acids)
Biological process (GO): monoatomic ion transport; ionotropic glutamate receptor signaling pathway; synaptic transmission, glutamatergic
Cellular component (GO): plasma membrane; postsynaptic membrane
Molecular function (GO): transmitter-gated monoatomic ion channel activity involved in regulation of postsynaptic membrane potential; NMDA glutamate receptor activity
Source: RefSeq, a predicted model, not a curated record